UCCCUAUGCAAUGUUUUGUUUUGUUUGCGAAUGGUGGGUUUUGGAAUGCGUUUUACGACUUCCCAUCGUAUAAACAAAGAAAUCUUGCUAGAAAACUAGAGUUUCAAGAUGCCGGGGACAAUUUUAGAGAAUCUUAGCGGCAGAAAACUGAGUGUUUUAGUUACCAUUUUGGUUCUAAGCCAGUUGGCUUGUUUUCUUGUUGGUUUAAUAUCGCCCAGCCCGGCCUCAACACAAAGUAUUCUGGCAACAGUUUGCGUAGACGAUAAACCCCAAGACGAUAAGUUAAACCACUGGUUCGAUUUAGGAUGCUCUAAAAAAAUACAUUUAGAGCGCGAAGAAUCCACUAUAGGUUUAGAUGCCAACAAUUUAGUUUUUGCAAUGCAAAUGCCUCUGCACGGUCAAGAUUAUUCCAGUUGGCAACAGAACCUAGUUGGCGAGCUUCAAAUCGAUGUUAUCUACAAGGAAGGUCAAAAACUGAGCAAUCCCAUGAUAGAGCUCCUUCUUGAUGCCCGCAUAGCUUACAGUGAUAAAACCAAGGACGGAGGAAGGACUCCAUGGAAGUAUUAUACUCAUUCCCAAACAAAAAGGUUCAUGGAUUGUAUUUUUAAUGAAACAUUUGUUAAAGAUGGUUACCCAUAUGACUGUACCAUGGUGCCAUUAUUCGAACUAGGCUCAUUAUUUCACGAUUACUACCUGUUAAAUUUAAGGUUGCCCUAUGAUAAGAAGAAAGAGAUCAAUACGGGUUUAGGUAGAGUAAGUGACAUAUAUCUUCACACGAUUCACAUGAACGGGGGCUUCACUAAGGUCUGGGUUAGCUUAAAAACUGUCUUUUUCCCCAUUAUCCUGGCCAUAAUGAUAUGGUUCUGGAAUCGAGUACAUUCCUUGUCCAGAAAACCAGCUUUGUUAGAAUAUAUGCUGAUCAGUUUAGGCGGUACCCUGGCAUUCCUUGAUUUGCCUAUAGAGUAUUUCACCCUGUACUUUGACAUGCCAUACAUGCUGUUUCUGAGCGACAUUCGUCAAGGUGUUUUUUAUGCCAUGUUACUCUCUUUUUGGUUGGUUUUCACUGGAGAACACAUGUUGAUUCAGGAAACAGGCGAGAAGAAUUCUCUGAGGAAGUACUGGAAGCAUUUGAGUUCCGUAGCGGUGGGUUGUGUGAGUUUACUAAUUUUUGAUCUGUGUGAACGAGGGGUGCAUCUGGUAAAUCCGUUUUACUCCAUUUGGGUGACACCAUUAGGUACUAAUUUAGCUCUAACUUUCGUUAUAUGUGCCGGUCUCAGUGCGGGCAUUUAUUUUGCAUUUCUAUGCUACAUGAUAUGGAGGGUGUUCAAAAAUAUCAGUAUUAAGCGAUCAGUACUGCCCAGCAUGACGCAAGCCAGGCGUUUGCAUUAUGAAGGUAUAAUAUACAGGUUCUGUUUUUUGAUGUUCGCCACGCUGAUUUGUGCCGCAGUUACUAUAUGUUCGUUUUUGCUCUCUCAGUAUGUACAGGGCGAGAAAAAGUACGACGAAAACAUGGACUUGGAGUUGACCUCCGUUAUCCAUACGGGCGUUUAUGGAAUGUGGAAUGUUUAUAUUUGUGCUCUGUUGAUGUUGUAUGCUCCCAGUCACAAGCGUUGGCCCUCUGAACCGAUCUGUGCUGAAGGGGAGGAAGUUGAAUUUAGCCGGUUAUCGAAUGAUACGAGUACGCCCAAUGAAAUAUCGUCGCUUACUUCUUUUGUUGCCAAGGCAAAUAUUGAGUAAAAAAGUUAUUUUCUCUUCCCAGAUCAUAUCAAAAAAAUGCUUCCAUUUUACAUGUUUUAUUUUCGAAUCUGUCGUAGAUCUGUGUAGUUUUAAGCGUCUGUAAAUUUCUAUGGAUAAUGUGGCCACAAUAAUACUUAAUUGUUUUCAAAAUUUUAUGAUUUCUUUGAUACUGCGAGUAGAAAGUAUCUAAAUAAUUUUUUAUACAAAAUAGAUCAAACGUACCAAAUUCUUCCGGUAAAUUUUUGUUAUUUAAAGUUUGACAUUAUUUUCUUAGCAAAUUGUAUUUAUUCUAAAAUUAUUUUUUAAACUUCCUCAUUAAUUAAAACAAGGUCUUCUUAAAAACAUAUCAGAAAAAUGAACUAUGUAUUGUGUACCAGUUCCUGUUGAAUUUUCGUGAUAAUUUUUCUAUUGGCGACUAUUUUUUAUAUUUGUUGUGUGAGAAACUAUACAUAUACAAUUAUUUAAUUCUAAAAUUAGGUUCAUACUAACUUGCAAUAAAAAAGUUUUAUUAAUGCUUGAGUAGUAUUAGAAUCUCUCUAUUUAUAUAUUUAUACAAAUACUAUUAUUAGUAGUAAUGUUUUUUAAUUUAAUAUUUUAAAACUUUUCAGUAUUAUUUCGUCCUUGUGAUUGUUUAAAAGUAUUUUUGUAACGUAGAAAUCGUAAUGAUAUAGAUAUUGUUUAAUGUGUAACUUUAUGUAAAAUAUAAUAAAAAUUUAUGUA
Molecule: messenger RNA, 2457 nt
Organism: Sitophilus oryzae (rice weevil)
Lineage: Eukaryota; Metazoa; Arthropoda; Insecta; Coleoptera; Curculionidae
Gene: wls
Product: protein wntless
Exons: 3
Coding region: 109-1737 (542 amino acids)
Biological process (GO): intracellular protein transport; Wnt signaling pathway; Wnt protein secretion
Cellular component (GO): organelle membrane; endomembrane system
Molecular function (GO): Wnt-protein binding
Source: RefSeq, a predicted model, not a curated record